AAAGUAAGAGAGAAAGAGAGAGUCUCAGUGACUUGUCGCUUAAGAAGAAGGGGAAGAAGAAGAAUAUAAAAGAGGAGCUAAGAGAGAAAGAGUAGAAGAAGAAGAAAGACGAUGGCGAGGUACGACAGAGCAAUAACAGUGUUCUCACCAGAUGGGCAUCUCUUCCAGGUCGAGUACGCGCUCGAAGCCGUGCGCAAGGGCAACGCUGCCGUCGGCGUCCGCGGCACCGACACUAUCGUCCUCGGCGUCGAGAAGAAGUCCACCGUCAAACUCCAAGAUUCCAGAUCAGUUAGGAAGAUUGUAAACCUGGAUGAUCACAUUGCACUAGCCUGUGCUGGACUCAAGGCGGAUGCUCGUGUCCUAGUCAACAAGGCACGGAUUGAAUGUCAAAGCCACAGGCUUACAGUUGAGGACCCAGUGACCGUUGAGUACAUUACUCGUUACAUUGCUGGUCUACAGCAAAAGUACACACAAAGUGGGGGUGUGAGACCAUUUGGCCUUUCAACUUUGAUUAUUGGGUUUGAUCCCUAUAGCGGUGCACCAUCACUCUAUCAGACAGAUCCUUCUGGGACAUUUUCAGCUUGGAAGGCUAAUGCAACUGGAAGAAACUCUAAUUCAAUACGCGAGUUUCUGGAGAAAAACUACAAAGAAACUUCUGGGCAAGAAACGGUGAAGCUUGCGAUCCGUGCAUUGCUUGAGGUUGUUGAGAGUGGGGGAAAGAACAUAGAGGUUGCUGUGAUGACUAAGGAGCAUGGUCUGCGGCAACUUGAGGAAGCUGAAAUUGAUGCUGUUGUUGCUGAAAUUGAAGCGGAGAAAGCAGCUGCUGAGGCUGCGAAGAAGGCCCCUCCAAAGGAAACAUGAUCUCAUUUUUCCUUUUCUUGUUUUUCCCUUUGUUUUUAGUUGAUAUACUGCACACAAUGUUAUUUGGAGUUGUAUUCGGUACUUUGGAAUUGCCGUUGUUAUCCAUUUGGAUAGUAUGGAAGCAUUGAGUGACGAGCUUUAGAACAA
Messenger RNA from Alnus glutinosa, 1008 nucleotides. Its product is annotated as proteasome subunit alpha type-7. The coding region runs from base 112 to 861 and encodes 249 amino acids. The transcript has 3 exons. NCBI's taxonomy places the organism in Eukaryota, Viridiplantae, Streptophyta, Magnoliopsida, Fagales, Betulaceae. Gene Ontology annotation, biological process: ubiquitin-dependent protein catabolic process. The record is from RefSeq and is a predicted model, not a curated record. Gene Ontology annotation, cellular component: nucleus; proteasome core complex, alpha-subunit complex; proteasome core complex.